This is a messenger RNA of Letharia columbiana, 4536 nucleotides long. RefSeq lists its product as uncharacterized. Gene Ontology annotation, molecular function: lipid binding. The record is from RefSeq and is a predicted model, not a curated record. The transcript has 7 exons. Bases 1 to 4536 code for a protein of 1511 amino acids. NCBI's taxonomy places the organism in Eukaryota, Fungi, Ascomycota, Lecanoromycetes, Lecanorales, Parmeliaceae.
AUGAUGUCCAAUCUGAGUUCGCGGGCGGGGGAGCUCAAGUCCCAGGGCGCGGCAAUGGCAGCACAAGACCCAAAUAGCAACGUCACGGCUGAAGAUGCGGAGGCAGUCAUGACUGAUGAGUCGAAGAAUGCGGGAAUUCCAGCAUUUCAAUUCGAUCCCGAUGCGUCACCAGAAGAAAAAGCUGCCCAAGCUAGAUCGCACGUUCCGCCAGGCUUUCAUCACGACAAAAAACCUAAAGGUGUUGGCAUAGCUACGGACAUUGAUGAUGGUACGCCAGACGCAUAUGAUCUUCCUCCGCCGAGUAAAGAGGGUGCGGUACCUGCAUCACCAGCGCCGGAUGGAGAAUCUAAGAGCCCCAAUGGCCACAUGCAGCAAGACGAAACCGCUCGGUUCGUUGCGAAGACCGGUUGGGCGCCCAGGUUCGGUCAGGGAAGUAUCACAUCGGAGGAAGCCCAAGAGAGUCUCCUUGACCAUCAGACGCUUUUAGAGAGCAAAUUAGACGACAAAUUUUUCGGUGACUGGUAUCACAAUGCGGGUAUCAUAGUAUUUGCUUGUUUGAGCUCAUGGUUUGUAGCCUUGGUUGGAGGUGGCCUUGGAUGGGUGCUGCUGAUCAUGGCUUGCUGUGCGACCUACUACCGUACAUCCAUUCGUCGGGUACGUCGCAACUUCCGGGAUGAUGUCAACAGAGAAAUGGCCAAGAGUCGUCUGGAAACGGACACAGAGAGUCUUGAAUGGAUUAACAGCUUUCUGGUCAAAUUCUGGCCAAUCUACGCACCAGUACUUUGCGAUACAAUCAUCAACUCUGUUGAUCAGGUCCUCAGUACUUCCACACCAACCUUUCUCGACAGCAUGCGUAUGAAGGUAUUUACUCUGGGUUCCAAGCCACCCAGAAUGGAUCAUGUCAAGACGUAUCCAAAGGCCGAAGAUGAUACGGUUUUGAUGGAUUGGAAGUUCAGCUUCACGCCUAAUGACACCAUGGACCUCACUGCUCGGCAACUCAAGAACAAGAUAAACCCCAAGGUUGUACUUGAGAUCCGAAUCGGAAAAGGAGUCAUUAGUCAUGGAAUGGACAUCAUCGUCGAGGACUUCGCAUUUUCCGGGUUGAUGAGGGUCAAGGUCAAGCUUCAAAUUCCAUUUCCACACAUAGAAAAGGUUGAAAUUUGUUUCCUUGGGAAGCCGGACCUUGAUUAUGUUUGCAAGCCCUUGGGUGGCGACACAUUAGGCUUCGACAUCAAUUUCAUCCCGGGACUGGAAGGGUUCAUCAAGGAGCAGAUCCACGGUAACCUUGCUCCGAUCAUGUACGACCCAAAUGUUUUCCCCAUCGAGAUCGCCAAAAUGCUUGCAGGAAACCCAGUCGACCAAGCCAUUGGCGUACUAGCGGUCACGAUACACGGUGCACAAGGUCUAAAGAACCCGGACAAGGUUGCAGGAAGUCCAGAUCCAUAUGCUGUACUUUCACUUAACAGCCGUGACCCUCUUGGCAAAACCAAGACAGUCAAAGAGAAUGCCAAUCCUCGCUGGAAUGAUACAUUAUAUCUUAUCAUUACCUCUCUCGCCGAUUCUUUGACAUUUCAAGUGUACGAUUGGAACGAAUAUCGCAAAGACAAGGACCUUGGAACUGCAGCAUUUCCUCUUGACCAGUUGGAAGCAGUGACAGAGCAUGAAAACCUACAACUGGAGGUCACGGCUAACGGCAAAGCUCGAGGAAUCAUCCAGGCUGACGUUCGCUUCUUCCCGGUUCUAGAGGGCCAGAAGAUGGAGGAUGGUACCACUGGACCAGCCCCUGAAUCCAACACCGGCAUCGCAAGACUCACUGUCGAGCAAGCCAAGGAUUUGGACGGUACCAAGAGCUUGAUCGGGCAGCUGAACCCAUACGCAGCCCUCAUCCUCAAUGGUAAAGAAAUCCAUACGACUCGUAAACUCAAAAGGACCAAUAAUCCUAUCUGGGAUAACGGUUCAAAAGAAUUCCUGGUCACUGACCGCAAAGCAGCCAGACUGGGCAUGGUGGUCAAAGAUGACCGCGAUCUCGGGACUGAUCCAGUACUGGGCACUUACCAAAUCAAAUUGGACGAUAUGUUGCAAUUGAUGGGGAAGGGUCAAGAGUGGUACAACCUGGCUGGAGCGAAGACUGGUCGUGCCAAGAUGAUGUUACAGUGGAAACCAGUGACACUGAAAGGCGCGCUCGGCGGCUCUGGUGGCUACAUCACGCCCAUCGGUGUUAUGCGGUUUCAUUUCGGAAGCGCUCGCGACCUCCGGAACUUGGAGACCAUGGGUAAAUCUGACCCCUACGCUCGAGUCCUCCUGUCUGGUAUCGAGAAAGGCAAGACGGUCACAUUCCAGAACAAUCUCAACCCCGACUGGGACGAAAUUAUCUAUGUACCAGUUCAUUCGCCACGUGAGAAGCUCACAGUUGAGGUCAUGGACCAAGAGACCACAGGGAAGGAUCGCUCACUCGGCCUUCUCUACGUAGACAGCGCUGACUAUAUUCAUCAAGCCGACAACGGGGAGUAUGAAGUUCACGGGGAGAAGCGACAAUUGUCAGAGCCUUUGCGCAUAAACGGCAAAGGAUCUCCGAAAGGAACUCUCAACUUCACUGUUUCUUUCUACCCCACACUCAACGUCAUUGAUCCAGAAGAAGAAGAAGCAGAGAAAGAAAGAGCAAAAAUUGCGGAAGAAGAGGCUGCAGGAAGACCUUCAGUCAACGGCACAAGAGCCAGCAUUGAUGGAAAAUCUAAGAGCAGCAUAGAUGGAGAAUCAAGGAGCAUCACAGUGAACGGUUCUACAAUAGCGCCGAGUUCCACAGAGAAAGACCGAGAACUUGGAAAGAUCGACACCAAUCUUGCCAAGCAACUUUCGAAGAACGAAAAGGAACAAGAAGAACUACAAGGGGAAGGGCCAAAAGUUCCACAAAAAAUAAGGCUUACCCCGGAAGAGCUCCUCAAGCACGAGUCUGGACUUAUCAUAUUUAAGCUCAUAGAAGGGACACUGGCGCGUCCAGACGUGCGCGUGGAGAUUGUCAUGGACGACUACAUAUUUCCCUCAUACUCCUCAUCGAAAGCCAGAUCGCGACAGACUCAGUUUGGCGAAACUGGGGAUGCCUUUGUACGAGAACUUGAUGUAUCCAAGAUCACUUUACGACUGAAAGAAAAGCAAGACAAAAAGGGUGACAAUGAACAUGAUAAUGAUCAUACAAUCGCUAAGUUGCAAGGUAAUACCUUGGACGUCUUGCAGAGAUGCCUGUACAAACCGACAGAAUUGAUCCUAAAGGGCGCUGAAGGUACUAUCAGCAGAAUCACUGUUGAUCUUAGGUAUCUGCCUGUCAAGAUGGACCUAGACCCUAGCGAAAGCAUCAACAACAUGGGUACCCUACGCAUUGACGUUUUAGACGCUGACGAUUUACCGGCCGCUGAUCGCAAUGGAUUCAGUGACCCUUACUGCAAGUUCAACCUCAACGGCAAGGAAAUGUACAAAACCAAGACUCAAAAGAAAACGCUUCAUCCCGCAUGGAAUGAAUAUUUCGAGUGUCCAAUCAAGUCCCGAACAGCCGCUAAUUUCAAGCUCACCGUUUUUGAUUGGGAUAUGGGAGACAAGGACGACCUUCUCGGCGAAGCCACCAUAAACCUUGACUUACUCGAGCCCUUCAAGCCGAGUGAGAUCGUGCUACGACUGGAUGGUAAGUCAGGUGUAGUUCGGCUGAAGAUGCUCUUCAAGCCAGACUAUGUCACUAGAUCACGUCAAGGAUCUUCGACGUUUUCAGGAACAUUUGCAGCACCAGGCAAGAUUGUCGGUGCACCCGUCAAAGGGGUCGGCAAGGUCGGCGGAGCAGUUGGUGGAGGUGUGGUCAAGGGUGCAUCGUUCCUACGACAUGGCUUCAAGGGCAGAAAGGACAGUCGAGAAGUAAGCAAUGGAGAGGUAGAGCCACCCGAGAUAGAGGAGCCAAUCGCCAAUGGAGGCUCCGCCAUGACAACACCGUUGGGGACACCACAGCGUGCAGCUCCAAUGAUUGACGACAGCCCGUCGGCUCCUCAAACCCCACCACACGUACGACAGAAGAGUUUUGGAGCGGCAUCUACAAUGAGUGUCGCGGGCGGAGUGCCUGGCAAGGGAGAAGCUGGCAGUGCUAUGUUCUUGGUGCAAUCCGCCUCCGGAUUCCCUGCGACAUCGAAAAUCCAAGUUCACAUAAAGCAAGUUUUGGCGAAAGGCGCUAAAGAAGUUCACAAAACGAAAGGUGUCAAAUCCUCCACUGGAGAAAUCACGUGGGAUCAUGAGAUGUUCAAAGUACCAUGCUCUGCCGAUACCCAAUUCCAAAUUCAAGUUAAGGACGACAAAUUCUUGGGCGAUCACAUCCUUGGUGAAGCACCUUUCUUUAUCGAUGACUCUACGGCAGGAGGUGAGAAGACGAUCAAGGUUGGGGAAGGAAAUGUCACUAUCCACACCACUUUCAUGCAAGAUAGUGGGCCAGGUAGUCCAAGGAGUCGGCGAAGCCUUCUGAGCAGGAGGCCUCGGGAUGUGAGUGGCGCGAAGGGACCAAGUUGA